AUGGGCGGCUCCAUUGCCUCAUCCAACAAGUCGCCGACCUCCGAAUUCAGGUACAGCUUGCAUGGCUUACCCUACGGCCAGACCGUAGCAUCGCAGCCACCCAUCAAGGUCACAAGCUCGACCUCUUUGCAUCGCAUUCCUGACCACGAGAGCAACGAGCAUUUACCUUCGCCGCCGACAGGGGAUAACGCGUCCACCUUGUCCAAUAGAAGAAACCAAAACGACGCGUCGCCGCACGAUGGAGACGCAUUUCGGUUUGCUUCUGCAGGUUCAAUUUCCGCACGAGACAGCCAAACAAGCCUCAAUACCAGGACCCCGACCGUAAGCAGCUUGACAUCCGCCGCAGCCAGUGUUCCUCAGAUCCGCGUCAACGACGCGCCCGAUCGGAAGAGUGAUGUGAGUGUUGGGGAGAGCAAGAAAUGGUUAUCCUUGAAUCCGGGUCGAAUAGGCUCAAUGUUUUCGGGGCAAGAGGCAGCCAAAGACAAGUCUUCCAUGCAGGGGAAUUUCGACGCUCUUGCAUUAGACAUAAGCAUUCCAUCAGGAGGGUUUGCCGACGACCUUACGACGAACAGCAUAGAAUUCUCAAAGAGAGGGAGCAUGCUGAUUGAUGGGAGAAGAGUGAAUCCGUCAAACAAUCGCAGAUCUUCACCUAUGCUCGCUUCAAUCAUGGACGAAGAAAAGAGAGAAGAUGGGGCACAAGAUGUCACGCCGACGAACAGUGCCAAAGCAACUUCGAUGCCGUCUCCCAGCGCUACACCGAAGGCUGUAAAAGAGCGACCGCCCGCAAAGGUUUUGUCGGCCGAUGAAGAAAUGCUCUCUGAAAAAGUACGUGCUUUCUACGCCGCAGGUACAGAUAGUCAGAAUGAGACGGAAUCAACAACCAAUCUUGCAGCUCGUAUGGGCACACGGUGGCAAACGUCGUUGGGUACCGAUGCGCAGAGUGCAAGUAUACCAUCUCUGUCAAGGGCGACGUCUACCACCGAUAUGAAUGAGGAUCUAGACAGCUCCUCGAGACAUCCGAGUAUGACGGCUUCCGCUUCGCAAACGUACAUAAUACCUGAACGGGAAGAGACUGAGCUGGCUGGUGGCUUGGAAGACUGGAAAGAUGUCGAUAACGCAGACGUCGACAGAUACGGGUUCAUCGUAUCGCGGACGCCCGUCAUGGACGGUGCAGAUGAGUCCAAGCCUCAACGACUGACUCGUGUCUCGACGAGUUUACAACAAGCCUCCGAAACUCCUCGGCGGAGGGUGACGAUACGUCGCACACCGAGCAGUGCCCAUGCCUCUACGAGAUCGGUUCAUAGCAGACACAGCACUUCUGAUCAGACUCCGCCACGCCCGACGAGUUCGCAGAGUGGCUAUGUUCGUACUUCCGGUCGGCGAAGCACCUCGAGUCGUAUGCUUGGGCCUGGCUCAAAAGACCGGCGGCUGAUGGAAUCAGCAAUGGAUAUGCUUACAUUGCCGCGGUCCGCGAAAUCCGUUGUUGAGGACGGCCACGUACACAUUGACGACGCUCGAGCCCGGAGAAAAGAAUUGGAGCGGGAAGAGAAGUGGCGACGGAUGGCACGAGAGAAACCUCCUCCCACGGAUCCAAAGACCGGUCUGCCAAUUGUAGGUGGUGGCUCUGCCACAGGAUAUACUUUUGACACCAGCUCAUCGAAACUCAUCGAACGUACCUGGAAGGGCAUCCCAGACAAGUGGCGAGCGACGGCGUGGCACAGCUUUUUGAGCACCUCGGCCUCGCGGCGGAAAGAGUGUUUAAGCGACGACGAACUGAUUACUUUGUUUCACGACUAUCAGACACAGUCGUCACCUGACGAUGUCCAGAUUGAUAUUGACGUCCCACGAACCAUCUCUGCACAUAUCAUGUUCCGAAGGCGGUAUCGCGGUGGACAACGUUUACUGUUUCGUCUUUUACAUGCCAUGUCUCUACACUGCCCUGAAACAGGGUACGUUCAAGGCAUGGCGGCGUUGGCGGUCACUUUACUGGCGUAUUACGACGAAGAAAAGGCGUUCGUAAUGAUUGUUCGCAUGUGGGAACUCCGGGGUUUGGGGGAGUUGUACAAGUCAGGGUUUGGAGGGUUGAUGACCGCCUUGAACGACUUUGAGCAGGGGUGGCUGGGCCAGGGGGAAGUCGCGCGGAAAUUGGAGGAACUCAACAUCGGCCCGACGGCAUACGGCACACGCUGGUACUUGACAUUGUUCAACUACACCAUUCCUUUCCCUGCGCAACUACGUGUCUGGGAUGUAUUCAUGCUUCUCGGAGACGAUACCUCACCGGCCCCUUCGACCUCGUCGACCACGAACAACAAUAGGAAGGCUUCGGUCGCAGUGGCGUCGCAAAACCAAGCCCAGGAUCCUGGCCAAGAUCAAAAUCCAGAAGAACCUAAAUUCGGGACGACUCUCGACGUCCUGCACGCUUCCUCGGCCGCCUUGAUCGACGGGAUGCGGGACAUCUUGCUCGAGUCCGACUUUGAAAACGCCAUGAAGGUUUUGACCAGUUGGAUCCCGAUCCAGGACGAAGAUUUGUUCAUGCGGAUCGCACGGGCAGAGUGGAAGAUGCAUUUGAAAAAACAACAGUCGAAUCAUCAUGGCACAGCCAGUUCCCAAGGGAAAAAGACCGGAAAGUGAUGACGAGAGCCAGUAGGCGAAAACAAAGAAGAAGAAACCCCCCGGAAACUACGUACCUACGUAGGGAGUCAUCGCACGAAUCAAAGUAAUGAUUUAUACCCGCGCGCGGUGCCGCCACUCCCAUUCCCAAACAUUACCAAUGUUUUGAUCAAUAAUAAAACCUCUUUACCUCUUCACCGGGGGGGAGUGAAGGGAAAGGGAAAGGAUUUGGAGGAAGAACACGCCACAUCAUACACACACACGAAUCACCACGGGGCAUACAUGCGACAAGUGAAUUCACGAAACGAAACUUGAUUUUUCUUUUUGUUUUGGUUUUGGUUUUUUUGGGUUUUUUCCCCCUCUCCCCGGACGAGGCCGAUGGGAAUGGAAUACGGGAUAAAAUCGAAAGAACCACAUUGACAGCGUCAACAAGUCAAGAAACACAACGCUUGGGGACAAAAAUCAAUGGAGCGAAAUGGACCGAGUUAAUUUCCCAUGAGACAAGGGACACGCGAGGGUGGUUUUUUCGGAAGACAAAAAAAAACCAUGAAAAACCAAAAUGAUCCCGUCUGGAUGAGAGCGGCAGAAAAGAUACUUGAUCCGGGGGACUUGGAUGUCAGUGUUGUGACGGAAAAGAGGAUCUUUUUUCUCCUUUGACACCAUGUUAUGUAUAUACCUUAAUGCUAGUUAGAGGUACC
Exophiala oligosperma is the source of this 3308-nucleotide messenger RNA. RefSeq lists its product as uncharacterized. The transcript is spliced from 2 exons. Bases 1 to 2631 code for a protein of 876 amino acids. The record is from RefSeq and is a predicted model, not a curated record. Lineage: Eukaryota; Fungi; Ascomycota; Eurotiomycetes; Chaetothyriales; Herpotrichiellaceae.